AUGUCGGGAGUGUUAAAGUCUGAUGGAUUGGAAAUUGCACAUGUGGAAGAUGAUCGUGGAGUACAGGGAGAAGCAGCGAUAAUUGAUGUGGACGAUCGGGAAGAGUAUUUCGUUAAGCCAUUGUAUACUUAUUAUUGUACAUGUGGAGAGAUGGCAAUGAUCAGCGACACUCUAAUAAAUCGGAUGCCAAAACGUCAACGAGACGGUUCUCGUGUUAUUACUCCCGAGAGAACAACAGCGAAAACUUUCGCAAAGCAAGGCGACACUGUCUACAUCAAACGAGCGGUUGGGCUGGAGCAGCAAUACAGAAAGAUUUGCAAAAAAUGCUCUGUUCCUCUCUUCUAUCAACAUCCAUCAGCUCUGUCGCGCACUUUCAUUUUCGCAAACGCUCUUCUAUCAGCACAGCAAGUUGGUGGUUUUAGCGGAAACAAUGAAGAGCAACGUGCAAAAAAAGUUAUUAUGAAGAGAAAUGUGAAAAACCAAGGAAAGAUGGGAAGUGUUACUGUAUCGACUAUGGAGGGCGAAGAAGAAGAAGAAAUGGAGGCGAGAGAAACUGCUGAGUCAUACACUAUGAAUGCCCGAAUUGUUCAUGAUGCUCUGAAAAGAAAAGGAUUCACUUCAUCGGCAGGAGGCGGAAAGUUUGCUGUUCCCGAAACACCAUCAUCGUCUGUUCCAGCUACUCCGAAUACCAAAAGAAAGCGAGGAACUCUUGUAUAA
This is a messenger RNA of Caenorhabditis remanei, 717 nucleotides long. RefSeq lists its product as uncharacterized. The transcript is spliced from 3 exons. Bases 1 to 717 code for a protein of 238 amino acids. The record is from RefSeq and is a predicted model, not a curated record. Lineage: Eukaryota; Metazoa; Nematoda; Chromadorea; Rhabditida; Rhabditidae.